AUUUCCAAGGAAAAGGACUGCAGACAGAUGUUUCUGGUAUAAAGCAAAAUGAAGAAAUGUUCAAACUAAUUCAGUUAAGACAGCUUUAAAGAUGAGUUCCAGAGUGUCAGGUGAUCUGGAGAAAGAGGAGGAGGCAGAGGAGGAAGAAGACGAAGAAGAAGAAGAAGAAGAAGAGAGCAGCAACCCGACGGAGGUGAAAAUGUGCCAGAUAGUGAUGCCCUGUCACAGCAACCAUCGACAGGAGCUGAGUGUGGGACAGCUGCUCAAAUGGAUGGACUCAUCUGCCUGCCUCUCCGCUGAACGGCAUGCUGGGUGUUCCUGCGUCACCGCCUCCAUGGAUGACAUCCACUUUGAACAUACCAUCAGCGUGGGCCAGGUGGUGAACAUCAAGGCAAAGGUCAACAGAGCCUUUAACACCAGUAUGGAGGUGGGCAUACAGGUGAGCUGUGAGGACCUGUUCUUGGAUCGGCACUGGAAGGUUUGUCACGCCUACGCCACCUUUGUUACCCAGCGCUCAAACACAGGAAAAAAGGUGAUCUUGAAGCCCAUCGUACCUCACACUGAGAAAGAGCAGGUAGAACACAGCGUGGCAGCUGAGAGACGGAGGGUCAGGAUGCUACACGAUGACAUCAUCAAAGAUCUGCUCUCCAGUGGGUCUAACCUGCAGGCUGACAACUUGGCAGUAGGCAAUGCGGUGGCAGCAGAGAAGACCAAGGUGGAGAGUGUCGAACUGGUUCUACCCCCACAUGCUAACCACCAGGUGAAUACGUUUGGAGGACAGAUCAUGGCCUGGAUGGUGAACGUAGCUACAAUUGCUGCCAGUCGUCUAUGUCAGGCUCAUCCGACUCUUCGGACCAUCGACAUGUUCACCUUCAGAGGACCUUCUCAGGUUGGAGACAGACUGCUGCUGAGGGCUAUAGUCAACAACGCCUUCAAAAACAGCAUGGAGGUGGGGGUGCGAGCAGAAGCCGACCAGGACGAAGGGCCUAACCGACACAUAAACUCUGCCUUCAUGACCUUUGAGGUGCUCGACGACCACAGGAGGCCAUGUACGUUACCACGGAUACGACCCGAACCCUUGGAAGGGGGGAGGAGGUUUCAAGAGGCCAUAGCCAGGAAAAAGAUCAGACUGGACAGAAAGUACAUCAUUUCCCACAAGCAGGGCGAGGUCCCAUUGUCUGUGCCCUGGGACCCCAGAAACCAGGUGUAUCUGAGCUAUAACAAUGUUUCAGCUCUGAAGAUGUUGGCUGCUAGAAACAACUGGAGACUGAGCUCUGAGAAAGACAAGGUUCGUCUAUACACCCUGGAGCAGAAGUCCACGUUGAGUUUCAGGGUGGAGGCAAAGGUGGAUGUUCCUGCCCACAGAGCUUUCUGUCUGCUGGCUGAGCUGAGCAACAGGACGAGCUGGGACACACAUUAUCAGAAAUGUGAGCUGAUUCACCGUGUGGACGAUGACGACUUCCUGUAUCGAGUGGUGACGCCAUCAGUGAGUCACAGUGCAGUAGGUUCACCGACUUCAGCCCAUCAGGGAGAAGGGAUGCUCCAGGACUUCAUCUUGUUGGCUUCCAAGAGGAAGCCGUGUGGCAGUGGAGAUCCAUACGUCAUCGCACUGCGCUCAGUGUCCCUGCCCACUCACCCUCCCACUGAAGGGUACAACAGAGGAGAGGUUCUGUGUGCUGGAUUUACCAUUCUGGAGACCAAAAACAACAUGUCACUGAUCAGUUACUAUAACCAGGCGUCUCCAGAGGUUCUUCCUUACAUCUCCACAGACAUCGCCGGCCUCUCCUCCUCUUUCUACCACACCUUCUGCUCCUGCAGCCAAUACCUGACCAGGAACAGACUGGAGCCCGCCUCUGAGCUGCAGACGGGCCAUUACCAGGCUACGAAUGCAGACAGUCCCACCAGUGAUAUUGAAGCUGACAGUCUGUCAGUGGCCCUCCACAGCACCUCGCUGUAGUCAGUCAGUGAGACUCCCCAGGCCAGUUUACUUCCACAGCGUAGUGAGGUCAAGCUGCUGUUCAUACAACAUGGUACUAUUAACACUGUCACAAGUGCCCUCAGUGAACUAAAGGUGAUAUUUACAUUCAACAAAAGUUCACUGUUACGUUGAUUUGUUAUACAAAGAUAUAAUAAUAUACAAAUUAAAGAUCACAAUAAUGUGAGUAAAGAAAUAACGAUGUCUUAGAAACUUGAAUGUUAACUCUCAUAUUCAAUAUUAAUUAUUGUGAUGAAAAUGAAACAUUGUCACAAAUGGCCAGAUCAUAUUUUUUGAGUUUGCAGAUUUAAGUGACGAGAGAGCACAAAAAAAAAAAAAAAAAAAGAUGUCUCAUGAAUAUACACAAAUUAAUGCUUU
This is a messenger RNA of Anoplopoma fimbria (sablefish), 2353 nucleotides long. RefSeq names its product acyl-CoA thioesterase 11a (gene acot11a). The record is from RefSeq and is a predicted model, not a curated record. Lineage: Eukaryota; Metazoa; Chordata; Actinopteri; Perciformes; Anoplopomatidae. Bases 92 to 1957 code for a protein of 621 amino acids. The transcript is spliced from 17 exons. Gene Ontology annotation, molecular function: thiolester hydrolase activity; lipid binding. Gene Ontology annotation, cellular component: extracellular exosome.